CGCACUCUCUGAAAAGUACAGCCCAGCAUCUCAAAAAUUCUCUCACUAGUUACUGCACAUUUUUUUGAGAAGAACUUUGAUAGCUACAUAUACAUACAGAAAUAUUAAUGUUUAUAUCUGAGUUUAGAAUGUUUUUUAUGUAUGUUUUUUUCAAUCAAUGAUGCUAAUGGACAAGUAUAACGAGCGUAUGCGAAUUUCAGUUUUGUUGAUUUGAACAGACAGUACUGUUUGAAUCCAGUUCUGGGCUUGGUAAAGGCUAAUGAUUUAGGAUGUACAGAGACAAAGGUUACUUCUUUGAAUUUAAAUUUUUUAUUUUCAACGGGUGCUAUAUUCUCAGUCAGGAGGGUUAUGCCAGUUUGUUGAAUAUUUAUUAAUUUUGGCUUCAACUGGUUGUGCGUAAAUUCUUAAUUAAAUUGUAAAAUAAUUUCAUGUUGCGCAUACUUCUUUGUAACUUGUUGAGGCAAAUGUUAGUUCAAAGAGUGUGAUCAGUAGUUGACAGAGUAGAUUAGAGUGUUGUUUUUGACUAAAAAGAUGGUGCCACAAGGGUCACCCUCUCCGCUCGGUGGAGCCCAGCCUGGUCCUCCCACACCAUUGAGAUCAAAUUCUGGUUCGUUGAGUGGUCAAGGGAGUGGGAUGCCUUCGCAUAAUCCAUUCCUGUCUCCCCAUAACCAGUUCAAUAACAUGAACAUGCUGGGGAAUGCAGUCAAUGUUUCGUCUUUGCUCCAGAACUCACUUGGUAAUGGUGGCCAGAGUUCUGGACUCUCUGUUCUUGGGAAGCGGCGGCUUGUUGAAAACGGGGCAGAAUCUGAUCCAUUUUCUGGCGUAGCAAAUGGGACAGGAAUUAAUACAUAUCCAUAUAUGUGUGCGUCUGUCACUACCAACCCUAACUCAUCAGGUCAAGUUCAAGGGCAACAACAACAAUUCCCGAAUGCUUCUGGCAACCAAAUAUUGGCUGACCAGCUACACACCCAGCAACUUGAUACUCAGUAUUUUCAGCAUAAUCAGAAACAGUUGCAGCAAUUUUCCGUUCCUGGCAACCAACAACAGCGGCAUACAUUUGAUACAGAGCGAGCUGAACUAGGAGGGGUUGGACCUGUUAAGCUGGAGACACAAGCAAUGAAUGAUCAAACACCACAGCAAUUGCAAGCUUUGAGGAAUCUUGGUACUGUGAAAUCCCAACAAAUGCAAAGUAUGAGAAGCUUGGCACCUGUCAAAAUGGAAUCCCAACAACCAGAACCGUCUUUCUUUUUAAAUCAGCAACAGCAGCAACUCCUACUGAGGCAGUCUUCUCAAGCUGCUGCAGGUGCACAAAUGUUGCAUCAACAGAGACUUAUGCAGAUCCAGCAUCAGCAACAACAGCGAGACUUGAAACCUAUGCCUCAGCAAAAAUCUCAGCUACUAGCACAAUUUCAACCACAGAAUUUGCCUAUUAGGUCUUCUGUAAAGCAGGUGUAUGAGCCUGGGAUGUGCGCAAAACGGCUAACACAUUAUAUGCAUCAGCAGCAGCAAAGACCCGAAGACAAUAACAUUGAGUUCUGGAGAAAGUUUGUUGCCGAAAAUUUUGCACCAAAUGCCAAGAAAAAAUGGUGCAUUUCAAUGUAUGCAAGUGGCCGCCAAACUACUGGAGUUUUCCCUCAGGAUGUUUGGAACUGUGAAAUAUGCAACCGCAAGUCGGGUCGUGGAUAUGAGGCAACUGCUGAGGUCCUGCCUAGACUAUUCAAAAUAAAAUUUGAAAGUGGUACUAUGGAAGAGCUACUCUAUGUUGAUAUGCCGAAGGAGUAUCAGAAUUCGUCUGGGCAAAUUGUUCUGGAUUAUGCGAAAGCAAUUCAGGAGAGCAUCUUUGAGCAACUUCAUGUUGUUCGUGAUGGGCAACUUCGAAUCAUAUUUUCACCUGACCUCAAGAUAUGCUCCUGGGAGUUCUGCGCUCGGCGUCAUGAAGAGCUUGUUCCUAAAAGAUUGCUGAUACCUCAGGUUAGCCAACUUGGGGCUGCUGCCCAAAAAUACCAGGCAGCUACCCAGAAUACAUCAGAUGUCUCUGUUUCGGAGCUUCAAAAUAACUGUAAUAUGUUUGUUUCUUCAGCUCGCCAGUUGACCAAAGCCUUGGAAGCUCCAUUGGUAAAUGAUGUGGGAUAUACAAAGAGAUACGUGCGAUGCCUACAGAUAUCAGAAGUGAUAUCAGAAGUGGUAAAUAGCAUGAAAGAUUUGAUCGACUACAGCAGUGAAUCUCACGCUGGUCCUAUGGAGAGCUUGGCGAAGUAUCCUCGGCUGAAUCCUCCGCCUGAUUUUCUUGGUGAACCUCAACAACUGGAGGGCCGGCUACAGCAGCAACAGCAACAGCAACAGCAAAUAAUGGUUCAGAAUUCGAAUGAUGAUGGUUCUGUCCGGGCAGUGCGGCAGCAGAUUGCUUCUACCAAUGGAGGCAUGCUGAGUGUCAGUAAUACUCUGAACUCAGUCCCUGUAACAUCCUCUGCUGGUACCAAGAUUGGGCUUGUUCACCAAAACUCAAUGAACUUUAGACGGCAAAAUAUGAUGUCUAAUAUAAACAGUCCUUACAGAAGCAAUAAUGUGCAGUUGCCAUCCCCCGUUUCUUCCAAUACCAUGCCACAACCUCAAACCAGUACUCCCUUUCAAUCACCAAUGCCGUCAUCAUCCAAUAAUCCACUGCAACAAACUUCACAUUGUGGCUUAUCAGGAGCACACACGAAUUUGAAUUCACCAAAUAUUUCAAUGCAGCAGCCGGCUCUUCCUGGGGAUGCAGAUGCUAAUGACUCACAAAGCUCUGUUAAAUUUUUUUUAGAAGAAAUGAUGUCUUCCCAGCUUGGCGGAAGCAACUUGAUAAACAAGGGGACGGUGAGUAAUGAUGCGAAAAACGUCAAUGUACUGCCAUCGUCCAACAAUAAUAGCGGUUUAUGUGGAAGGAAUGGUGUUGUAGGAAACAGAGUGGCCAAUGGUAACCUAAGUAUUGGUGGUGUAGGUUUCGGAACCAUGGGCAAUGGGCUCGGGCAAUCUGUUAUGGCGAAUGGGAUUCAUGCAACACUAGACAAUAACUCUAUGACUAUGGAUAGAAGAGCAGGCAUGACAGUGGCCCAAGAGCAGAGCAUGAAUCGGCGGCAGCAGGACUUGGGGAAUCAGCUGCUCGGUGGACUUGGAGCAGCCAAUGGUUUCAAUGACCUUCAGUUCAAUUGGAAGCCAUCCCCUUGAUAAAUUCUAUGUUUUGCUGGCAUUGGAGUAAAACAUAAGAAGGAAAUUAAGGAGUUCCCUUUAAGAAGAUGGGAAAAUACAUGACGAUAAAAGGAUAAAUGCUUUCAGGACUAUCUUCCCUGACGUAAUAAGUUGAGGAAAAAGGAAGGCACAAGGCAAUGUGUUUCAUAAUUGAAAUGUUACAUCAUCUUAAGGUUUCUAAUUUCCUUCCUAACAUGAAUUCUUGUGGUUCUGUGACAACUGCUUAUACAUGGUAGCAGUUGAUCCAAAGAUAGCUGGCUUUGAAUUAACCGAAUAUCUGCUUACUCCUUCAUCGCCCUACAUGCGAGUGUACAUAAAGUUUUGAUUUGCCUGGAAGCAAGUAUAGUAGUCUACUAUUGAACUUUCAAGAUUUGGCCUUGAAUUAUAUUACUCUUGUUUUGAGUAUGCUUUUGUAGCCUUUUUUACAGUUGACAUUUCUCUAUAACAAACCAUACAUUAUCAGGUGC
This is a messenger RNA of Olea europaea var. sylvestris, 3689 nucleotides long. Its product is annotated as transcriptional corepressor SEUSS-like. The transcript has 11 exons. Gene Ontology annotation, cellular component: transcription regulator complex; nucleus. Lineage: Eukaryota; Viridiplantae; Streptophyta; Magnoliopsida; Lamiales; Oleaceae. Bases 532 to 3201 code for a protein of 889 amino acids. Gene Ontology annotation, biological process: negative regulation of transcription by RNA polymerase II; positive regulation of transcription by RNA polymerase II. The record is from RefSeq and is a predicted model, not a curated record.